GACCGGGGCGGGGAGUCGCGGCUGGCGCCGGGUUCCGAGAGCGCAGCGGGCUCCAAGCGCCGAGAGGACUCCGGCGCCGCCGCCGUCCGCGCUCUCCGCCCUUGGGCGCCAUGGCCCCACUGAGGCCAGGAGCCCCCGUGGGUCCCCAAGCUACUCGGCCGUGGCGCCGCUGAUCUCGGACAGGUUAGGGGACGCCUUGCCCCCCGGGCGCCCCGAGAGACAGAGCCGGAGCCAUGGAGCCUCCGGCCGCCCCCUCGGAGAGGAGCCUGUCUCUCUCUCUCCCUGGGCCCCGGGAGGGCCAGGCCACCCUGAAGCCGCCCCCCCAGCACCUGUGGCGGCAGCCGAGGACCCCGAUCCGCAUCCAGCAGCGCGGCUACUCGGACAGUGCCGAGCGCUCAGAGCCGGAGCGCUCGCCGCACCGGCCCAUGGAGCGCGCCGACGCCGUGGACACUGGCGACCGGCCAGGCCUGCGGACUACCCGCAUGUCCUGGCCCUCGUCCUUCCACGGCACCGGUACCAGCGGAGGCAGCAGCAGGCGUUUGGAUGCAGAAAAUGGGCCGACAGCAUCCCCUGGCCGCAGCCCCCUGGACUCGCAGGCGAGCCCAGGGCUUGUGCUGCAUGCUGGGGCGGCCACCAGCCAGCGCCGAGAGUCCUUUCUCUAUCGCUCAGACAGUGACUAUGACAUGUCACCCAAGACUAUGUCCAGGAACUCAUCUGUCACCAGCGAAGCGCAUGCCGAAGACCUCAUUGUGACACCGUUUGCUCAGGUGCUGGCCAGUCUCCGCAGCGUUCGAAGCAACUUCUCACUCUUAACCAAUGUGCCCAUCCCCAGCAACAAGCGGUCCCCACUGGGCGGUCCACCCGCUGUCUGCAAGGCCACGCUGUCAGAGGAGACGUGCCAGCAGCUGGCCCGGGAGACCCUGGAAGAGUUAGACUGGUGUCUGGAGCAGCUGGAGACCAUGCAGACCUACCGUUCUGUCAGCGAGAUGGCCUCGCACAAGUUCAAAAGGAUGCUGAACCGCGAACUCACACACUUGUCGGAAAUGAGCAGGUCGGGAAACCAGGUCUCAGAGUACAUUUCCACAACAUUCCUGGACAAGCAGAAUGAAAUGGAGAUCCCAUCACCCACGCCACGGCAGAGAGCCUUCCAGCAGCCCCCGCCACCAGUGGUGCGAGAGUCCCAGCCUAUGUCUCAGAUCACAGGGUUGAAAAAGCUGGUGCACACCGGAAGCAUGAACACCAGUAUCCCACGAUUUGGAGUCAAGACAGAUCAAGAGGAGCUCUUAGCACAGGAACUGGAGAACUUGAGCAAAUGGGGCCUGAACAUCUUCUGUGUGUCGGAGUACGCCGGAGGCCACUCACUCAGCUGUAUCAUGUAUACAAUAUUCCAGGAGCGAGACCUGCUGAAGAAAUUCCGCAUCCCUGUGGACACCAUGGUGACUUACAUGCUGACCCUGGAAGACCACUACCAUGCCGACGUGGCCUACCACAACAGCCUGCAUGCAGCCGACGUGCUGCAGUCCACACAUGUGCUGCUGGCCACGCCUGCACUGGACGCUGUGUUCACAGACCUGGAGAUCCUUGCCGCCCUCUUUGCUGCCGCCAUCCAUGACGUGGACCACCCUGGCGUCUCCAACCAGUUCCUUAUCAACACCAAUUCGGAGCUGGCGUUGAUGUACAACGACGAGUCUGUGCUUGAGAACCACCACCUGGCUGUGGGCUUCAAGCUGCUGCAAGAAGAGAACUGCGACAUCUUUCAGAACCUCAGCAAGCGCCAGCGGCAGAGCCUGCGCAAGAUGGUCAUCGACAUGGUGCUGGCCACAGACAUGUCCAAGCACAUGACCCUCCUGGCCGACCUGAAGACUAUGGUGGAGACAAAGAAAGUGACCAGCUCCGGAGUUCUCUUGCUGGACAACUACGCCGACCGCAUCCAGGUCCUCCGGAACAUGGUACACUGUGCGGACCUCAGCAACCCCACCAAGCCCCUGGAGCUGUAUCGACAGUGGACGGAUCGCAUCAUGGCCGAGUUCUUCCAGCAGGGUGACCGGGAACGGGAGCGUGGAAUGGAGAUCAGCCCCAUGUGUGACAAGCAUACAGCCUCUGUGGAGAAGUCUCAGGUGGGCUUCAUCGACUACAUUGUCCACCCACUGUGGGAGACAUGGGCAGAUCUUGUCCAUCCCGAUGCCCAAGACAUUCUGGACACGUUGGAGGACAACAGGGAUUGGUAUCACAGUGCCAUACGGCAGAGCCCACCCCCAGAAGAGGAGCCCGGAGGGCUUGGCCAUCCGGCCCCACCUGACAAGUUCCAGUUUGAGCUCACACUAGAGGAGGAAGAGGAGGAGGAGGAUUCCUCGGAGGUUCUGGGAUUGCCUACAGCUGAGGAAAUCUUUGUAGCUCCAGAUGACAUCACAGCUCAGGCUACAGAACAGUCAAAGGUCAAGGUCGAAGGGCAGAACACCGCAGUGAGAGAGGAAGAGGAGAGCUUGAGGCAGGGAGCCGUCCCCGCAUGCGUUGCUCCCAGGGAGUCCAUGGAGACCCUGGGCUGCGCUUUCAGCCCUGGAACCCCCAUUCUGCCUGACUUGAGGACCCCGUGUCCCUCAGCGGAGGCCCCGGGCCUCCCGGGCCUCCCCUCCACGGCGGCAGAGGUGGAGGCCCCAAGAGACCAGAUGGCUGCCAUGAGGGCUUGUGCCUGCUCUGGGACAGCAGGGGACAAUACCACCAUUGUCUCAGCUCCAGGCAGGUCGGGGUCAGGCGGGGACCCUGCCUGAGCCCUGUUCCCGUCACCCGCGGGUCCUCCCUCCUCCCUGCUCUCCACUCUCCACGGACCACCUCAACAACUCCUGGCCCUCCUGAGAAAAAAGAAAACAGAAAAGUGGGUUUUUUUUCUCUUUUCUUUUUUUACCCUUCCCCGAUGCCCUUACCUACAGGGCUUUUUUGUGGAGGUGGGGUGUGGGGAGCCAGGGGCUGACGUCCCCAAAAAAGGGAUUUUAUUUUUUGAAUUUUAAUUGUAAUGUUUUUAGAAAAAGAACAAAAAGAAAAAAAAAAGAAUGAAACACAGCAACUGUAGAUGCACCCAUCUCCCCAUUCCUGGAUCCCCACAUUUCCCUUCUCCUUAAGUCACAUCAACCUCAAGUCCAAGGCGCCAUCUUCCUGCCUCUCUUGAGACUUGUUCCUCGAGACUCAAGUCUAGGCUUGGCACUGUCCUUUGGGCUGUUCUUCUGGGGUUCGGAGGGAGUCUAGAACCCAACUGGGAUAGCUUCAGGAAGAGCUACAGGAGGGCUGGUCCGCAGCAGGGCCUCUCCCCGGCUCGCUGUCCCCUCCCACAACGUCUUCCAUCUCUUCCUUUUCUUUUUUCUUAUCUUUUUUGUACAACCCUGGCCGUACGGAAGAGAGAGGUGGUCAGAAGAGCUGUUGCUUUAAGAUCCAGAGACCCUCGGUUUCACCCCUCUACCAGCGUCAGGCCUGGGCGCAGAAGUCCCUUCUCCAGAUGCCAUCUCCUUCCUGGUCCACUUGGGUCACUUUGAAUUUUCUCCGUUGGAGGAAGGGGCUCUGUUCCAUGCGCACAAACAUCUUCCUUCCAGCUGCUUCCUCCUCUUGUUUCUGCCUUAAAGAUUCCUGUGGCCAUAGAUGAAGUCUCGGUGGCUCCCUCCUGCUCCCUGGCCCACAGUCCCCUUUCCAACAUAGACACCCCUUUCCCAGCAUCCACUCAACUACCUUUUCAGAGUCUCACUCAGCCCCCCACCCCAACUCUCAUUGCCCUAGGAGGAAGCAAUAAUGGUGUGUAUGUAGCACAUCCUCCCGUCCUGGGCAGCCCUUCCCUUCCCCCAGGCACCCCAGCCACAGUCCCUAAGCAAUACAGAUAGAGCAAGGCCAUUUUCUCCAAGCCAUGGGGUUGAGGGGACUUUUAAAAGGAAUGACCCCAUUUCCCCCUGCCACACCAGCCAAUGUGCAGCAGGGCGGUGGGGAAGCACUCAUUCCUUGCCUGCCCUGUUACAUCUCUGUACACGGUACUGUAGCCCUCCACCCUCCCCACCAGUUCCUCCCCAGCUGUCCAUCUGUCUAACCCACUAACCCCUCUCCCAACCCACAAUGCUUCCAGAUUUUUUGUUUGUUUAUUAAGCAAAGGUAGUUUCUGUCCUAGCUGGUGAUGAGAAUAACCCCCCUCCUCCGUGUGUGUGGGUUCUUUGUACAUACUAUAAAGUUGGCAUAUAAAUUAUUCUGAGACAGAAAGGGAGACUAAACUUGCCUUUCCCUGGCUGAUCCCUGGGAAGGUGAGGAAGGGAAUCUCCAGGGAGAGGUAACCCCUUCCCGCUGUAUUAUACAAGCUGUACCCUAUUCCCUGAAUGGAGAGUGGGCAUGCUGCCAGAUCAUGGGAAAUCGUGUCAUAACGGAGGAGGGACGAGGGUGGGCUGGGCAGUGUUUGUACCGUGCUCCCUUCUCCAAGAGCCCAGGACGGGGUAGGAAGAGAACAGCCCCUUGGACUCAGCCAGGGCUCCUCCCUGCCAGGGUGGGUGAGGACCCCAUGAGCUGCCUACAUGUUGUCGUCCACACUGACAACUGAUAAUUGGUCUGUGGAUUGACAAUCAUCCUUCAAUCUUGUCCCUAAUUAAAGCGAGGCUCUCGCUGAUGCUUCCAGUUAA
Molecule: messenger RNA, 4640 nt
Organism: Onychomys torridus (southern grasshopper mouse)
Lineage: Eukaryota; Metazoa; Chordata; Mammalia; Rodentia; Cricetidae
Gene: Pde4a
Product: phosphodiesterase 4A
Exons: 15
Coding region: 234-2768 (844 amino acids)
Biological process (GO): signal transduction
Cellular component (GO): nucleus; cytosol; perinuclear region of cytoplasm
Molecular function (GO): 3',5'-cyclic-AMP phosphodiesterase activity
Source: RefSeq, a predicted model, not a curated record